AAUACCGUAAUGGCGAGUUGCUACAGACGCAUUCUCAAACACGAUAGAUAUGUUAUGUGAUUAUCAGUGUUUAUGAGGAGAAGGCAAGGAGAUAAACAUGAUUUGUGUACACCAGAACAUCAAAGAAAAGUACAAGUAUUCAGAAUCCGUUUAGUGGGACGUGUUCACACAUUUCUACGAUUUUUUCCCUACUUCGUGAAACUUUCACAACCAACAGCACAAGAGAAGGAUCAGUAGGAUGAUCACAUAGGAUCACACAAAAUGAAUGUGUGGAUUUACUCAAUUUAAAUAGAUUGGUGUUUAAACUUCAACUUUAACGUUUUGUCUCAGAUAUUUAUCCAUGUGUUGAUCAUUUACAAACAGCCAACAAACAACACUUUGAAACCAAGCAAAUGCCUACUGCAAUGGAUAAAAACAAAAAGCGGCCCCUACGCAUCAAAAUCAUCAGUAUGGGGAAUGCUGAGGCCGGAAAGAGCUGCGUGAUAAAACGGUUCUGUGAGAAGCGAUUUGUCCACAAAUACUUGGCCACGAUUGGUAUAGACUAUGGUGUUACAAGGGUUACGAUAAAGGAUCGGGAUGUCAAGGUAAACAUCUUUGACAUGGCAGGACAUCCCAUAUUUUAUGAAGUAAGAAAUGAGUUUUACAAGGACACUCAAGGAGCUAUCAUAGUGUACGAUAUCUCCGACCGAUCAAGCUUUGAGGCUCUCGAUUCAUGGAUCCAGGAAAUGCAGAAUGAGACGGGGAAUCAGACAGAUGUAGAUAAUGUGGUUGUAUGUGUGUGUGGUAACAAGACAGACAAGAAGCGAUCGGUGGAUGAGCUGGAGGGACGUCUUUGGUCGGAGACAAAAGGUUUCUUAUUCUUUGAAACAUCAGCACAGACAGGAGAUGGGGUGGCAGAAAUGUUUCAGGCACUAUUUGAUGCAGUAGUGGUAGCCGCAGAAAACGGCGGUAAAAAGGCCCCAAUACAGACUCAGCUGGGCUACUCCAAGGAACAGGCAGACGCCAUACAGAAACUCAAGUCAGCCAAGUCAGAUUACGAGCGGCUUGGUCUGAUACCUGGAGCUACAAAGGAGGAUGUCAACCGAGCGUACAGGAAGUUGGCCGUCCUCCUUCACCCGGACAAGAGUGUGGCACCAGGAAGUGAGGAGGCAUUCAAACUGUUGGUAGCCUCGCGUACGGCUCUACUGAAACGCUGCUAGCAGGAAUGAGGGCGGGUGCCUGUUUUGUUUACAUGGUUGGAACAGCUAUAUCACAAGUGAAUGGUGUUUUGGAAGGAAAACUGACCAGCAAAAAACUACUAGAUAUAAACUUGGUCAUACUUAUCUAGAAAAGUUUAUCAGACCACUCCAGUGAAACCUGCUUUAUCUGACACCCUGUGUAUAGCACAACAUAUUGGUCUGAUUAGGCAUUAUGUCAGAAUUUACAGGUAUUCUCUGAAAAUUAGGAUUACAGCAUUAUGUAUGAUGAGACAGUUUAUGGAAAUUGACUCCGGGUCAGAUUAGGCAAGUUUUAUCAUCAAUAUAUAUAUACAGCUCCAUCAUUUCACUUCGUAAAUCAUCUGUAGUCAAACUUAAGGCUGUGAUUUUUCUACAUAUCGCAGAGGUUAUAUUUAUUAACGCAUUCGGAUCUUAACUCAUUCACCCCUGAAAUUUCAUAAUGAACUAUUCCAGCCUUUAAAUUGGAAGAGUUAAAUGCGUCUUCAGGGGUGAAUGAGUUAAAAGGCAGUGUUAUGUCGGGUUUGGACAGGACAAAUUCACUGGGUAUUUUUCAUUGCUAUCCUAGAGUUUUGCAUCAUCACUAUGAAGUAGCUAGAAUAACGACUACUUGGUGGCCGAGUAACACGUACUGACGGUAAGUGACCACAGUACCUAACACAAUGUUGAGAAAAUCUCUAUCAAUGGUGUGAAGGAAUUCUGAACCGGGAGUCCGAAUAACUUAGACGUUAAAUUAGAUUGUGAGGAAGGUAACCAGGAACGGUUAGGAAUAAAAUGUUGAGGAAUUCCAUGGAAGUGUAGUGUAUAGAAGACAUAUGAGUCAUAAAUGUGUUUAAUACCUGAAGGAUUCAGACAUUCAUAUGGAAAAUAAAAUAUGAAAUCUGAUGCACAAGGAACAAUGCUGUCCGAGGCCUGAAAGAUAAAUGCAUUCCUUUGGAAAAGAAAACUUGAAAACUGCCGCAAGAAGGCCAGUGUUUUCCUGAGCAUGAAGGAUCAAGGUAUUCCUGUGUAACAUAAAACACCAACCCUGCCACUCAUUCAACAGUGUUUUCAUGUCUUAAACAUCCGGACUUAAUCCUGCAAAACAUCCUCACAAGCCUUGUCAAGUGUGGAGGAACUCAAAUGAUCCGAUGUCCGGACUGUUUGAAAAUAAUAGUUGUUCACAAGCUGAGAUUGAGUAAGGUAAAAGAUGGCUAUUUUCAGAAGCAAAUGUCAGCAAAAUUAAAAUGUGAAAAAUGUGAAAUGUGAGAUAUUUUAAAACUAUGAUUUUAUUGAGAUUGUGUAAAUUGAAAAGUGUUAAAUUAUGUGUGUAAGAUGUCAAAUGAGAUUUUUAUAUGUUGAAUAUUUGCAUCUGUUUGCAUCUACCGGUAUGUUUAAUGUUUGAAAAUGAAAAUGUAUUCAAAUUGUGUAUAUGUGUAUGAGAAAAGCAUGAAAAGUAUGACAUGUUUGGUCAAAGGGGCAAGGUACACACAGGUCCUGACACCCUCAAGGUCUGUGUAUACAUAUUAAUGUAUACAUAAAUCAUAAAACAUAGGUCAAAUAAGUAAUAUCAACGGUAAAUUCUCAUAUAACACUGGAUCCUUGUAAAGAUAUGUUUGUAGGAUACUUAAAAUUACUUAAAAUUGGUAUAUGGGAUCAAGGAGUAAUUCCAUCAAUAUAGACAAUAUGAUGUUGUCAAAUUUUCGGAGCAAUCCGCUCCUUUAUCAAGACACAGAAAAACACAGAACAAUUACAUUACAUAAAAACAAAAUCGAAAUAUUCUUUUUGAAAACAAAAAGCCCUCUACUAACGUACACCUAUAAGGCAAAGUUAACAUUCUACAAUAUACAUACCACAGCAUCAAAACAUAGUACACAUAUAGGCACGGUGGGGUUGGGAUCUGUACAUGUCAUGCCCCUUUGUGUAUACUGGUUGGGGAGCUUGUGUGAAAAGAGGAUAUUAGAAAUUCAGUGAAAGGAUAAAUAUGCACUUCAAUAUUUCUCUAUCAUAUUUAUAUAAAGUCUGAUUCAAAGGAUGUGACUAACUUAAUAAAUGUAGUGUUGAA
This is a messenger RNA of Mizuhopecten yessoensis (Yesso scallop), 3258 nucleotides long. Its product is annotated as dnaJ homolog subfamily C member 27-like. Gene Ontology annotation, molecular function: GTPase activity; GTP binding. The transcript has 7 exons. The record is from RefSeq and is a predicted model, not a curated record. The coding region runs from base 393 to 1199 and encodes 268 amino acids. NCBI's taxonomy places the organism in Eukaryota, Metazoa, Mollusca, Bivalvia, Pectinida, Pectinidae.